This is a messenger RNA of Fraxinus pennsylvanica, 405 nucleotides long. The record is from the annotation of a GenBank genome assembly. NCBI's taxonomy places the organism in Eukaryota, Viridiplantae, Streptophyta, Magnoliopsida, Lamiales, Oleaceae.
AUGUCCUCAGUUCAAGCUGUAAUACUGAGCUCACAGCUGAAAGAAAUGUUAAGGAAUGUUGAUUCUCAGGAAAUAUCUCAGGGAAUGUAUAAACCAAUCAAACUCAUUUAUCAUCCAGGGCAGUCAUUCUAUGUCAUCAAACAGCCAGCAAAAAUCACUGCAGUAUUCCCAAUGCGCUUCAAAGAAAAUACAGAUGUGAUUAUUGCAAUAGCCUUCUUUCAGGAGCUUGUGGUUGUUGGAAGUACUAGAGCAUGUGCUAAGGCGCCUCAUUGCAUCUGGUCGCCGAUACCACCUCCAGAGUUAAGAGGAGAACCCAUUGAAGAUCUGAGCACCAAAGGAGGAUUCGUUUCUUUAGGUAUUACAUUUUUACUUUCAAUAUUUUUAAAACAAAAUAACAGUGAAUAG